GCAGCUGGGCGCCCUGGCCGCCCUGGCCCUGCUCCUGGCCGGCUGCGCGGCCGGCCGCGGCGGUUAUGAUGCCCUGAGCUAUUCUGUGGAAAGUAAUGACAAAUGGAGCGGGAGACAGCUACUGCAAGCAAAUGAGAACACAACUGAUGUCCCAGAGGAUGGCGGGCAGCUGUAUGUCAGAAAUUGCACUGAACCAGCUCUCCAUGAAUUCCCCAAUGACAUCUUCACAAACGAGGACAGGAGACAUGGAGCUGUGGUCCUGCACGUCCUCUGUGCUGUGUAUAUGUUUUAUGCUUUGGCAAUUGUCUGCGAUGAUUUCUUUGUCCCGUCGUUGGAAAAGAUUUGUGAACGCUUGCAUCUUAGCGAAGAUGUGGCUGGGGCAACUUUCAUGGCAGCGGGAAGCUCUGCUCCUGAGUUGUUUACAUCUGUCAUAGGUGUUUUUAUCACAAAGGGAGACGUAGGCGUUGGAACCAUCGUGGGCUCAGCUGUAUUUAACAUUCUCUGCAUUAUUGGCGUGUGUGGGCUUUUUGCAGGACAGGUCGUUGCACUGUCAUCAUGGAGUCUUCUGAGAGAUUCAAUCUACUAUACACUGUCUGUUGUUGCACUCAUUGUGUUUAUUUAUGAUGAGAAAGUUUCCUGGUGGGAGUCCUUAGUCUUAGUGCUGAUGUACAUCAUCUACAUCUUUAUCAUGAAGUACAACUCAACCAUACACCACUGCUUUGAAAGGAAGACAAAAAACUCUGCAAACAUGGUGAACGGUUUAGCAAAUAACACGGAAAUGGACGAUAACAGCAACUGCGACGCCACCGUGGUAUUGCUAAAGAAAGGUAACUGUUCCAGAAAUUUCCACCGUAAAGCCUCGGUGAUCAUGGUGGAUGAGCUGCUGUCUGCCUACCCACACCAGCUUUCAUUUUCUGAGGCUGGGCUCCGGAUCAUGAUAACCAGCCACUUCCCCCCCAAAACACGUCUCUCCAUGGCCAGCCGCAUGUUAAUCAAUGAGAGACAAAGGCUGAUCAACAGCAGGACUUACACCAACGGUGAGUCGGAAGUAGCCAUCAAAAUCCCGAUCAAGCAGGUGGUGGAGAACGGCACCGGCCCCAGCAGCGCCGGCGAGCGCGGCCUAAACGGCGCACGGCGCGACGAGGACGUGGCUGAGGCCGGCCACGAGACAGAGACCGAGAACGAGGACAACGAGAACAACGAAAACGAUGAGGAAGAGGAAGAAGAUGAUGAUGAUGAUGACCAUGAAGGGCCGUACACACCUUUUGACCUACCCAGUGGCAAAAUAGAAAUCUUGAAGUGGCUCUUCACAUGGCCGUUGAGUUUUGUCCUGUACUUCACUGUGCCCAACUGUAACAAACCCCACUUGGAAAAAUGGUUCAUGAUUACCUUUGCUUCCUCUACCCUCUGGAUUGCAGCUUUCUCCUACAUGAUGGUGUGGAUGGUGACAAUCAUUGGUUACACACUGGGCAUUCCGGAUGUGAUCAUGGGCAUCACUUUCCUGGCAGCUGGAACCAGUGUGCCGGACUGCAUGGCAAGCCUGAUUGUGGCAAGGCAAGGUAUGGGGGACAUGGCUGUGUCCAACUCCAUUGGGAGCAAUGUGUUUGAUAUUUUGAUCGGCCUGGGCCUCCCGUGGGCUCUGCAGACCCUAGCAGUGAACUAUGGAUCAUACAUUCGGUUAAACAGCAGAGGACUUAUCUAUUCUGUUGGUCUCCUGCUGGCAUCUGUUUUUGUCACAGUUUUUGGCGUCCACAUGAACAAAUGGAAACUGGACAAGAAGCUAGGGUGUGUGUGCCUUUCCCUUUACGGCAUCUUCCUGUGUUUCUCCAUCAUGACAGAGUUCAAUGUUUUCACUUUUGUGAACUUGCCCAUGUGCAGAGAUCACUAAUGCAAGUGGCAGACUGUCGGGAGGAGCUUCCUUCUUACCUGUGCAAUACAAGCCACGGCUGGCAUCCCCUUGAUGCGAUGCACCUCCGAGUCGUGACGUAGAUCCUGUUCACUGUUCAUAGGACCCAUGGCCCCGUCUAGGCCCACCCUCUCCCCAGCCCUCACAACCUGGAACAAUCCUGCAUCGAUGUGAAGAUGAUUUUUUUCAGCAUUCGUGUGAUUUCCUAGCUCAGUUUUUGAACAGUGUGACUGGGACUCUCGAUGAACUGGCUGCUAACUGGCAUCAAGCCAGGCAAAACUGGUCUGCUACAAUUCCUUCUUUUUUUAAGUUAUUUGGUGGAAGACUAAUUUAUGACUAAAAGACUAUUGCUACAAUGCAGAAGAGGGUACAUCAUACGGGGGCUGAUCUUCCAGGAGAAUAGUGGAAAACAAACUCGUUGGUCUUUUGUUUGGGGUUUGUUUGGUUUAAUAUUCUUAGUUUUGGUUUCAGGGGGACAUCAGGGUUGUUUUUUCCUUAUUGCCAGAGAUCAGCGUCCUCUCUCGCCGCUUCUCCUGAGCGCUGUGUCUCCUGUUACGAUCCAAAGGUCACGGGGCAGUGUGAUGUGGGAAUACAACUCAAGCUACUCGUUGUGUGAUGAAUGGAUUAACUGCCUAUUAAAAGAUUGUCAAGGCAACAGACGGUGACUUUUUACCAUAAGCAAUGACUCUUGUACAAGUGUGAUGAGGAAUGCAAGGCCCACGUGGAUUCAAAGGGUAAACACUGCUAUCAUCUUACUACUAAUGUUGGAGUUUUAUUACCAGGGUGUUUAUAGUAUUUCCAAGCAAUAGUUUGAUCGCCAGCCCAGGAGGGCUACCAAGGAGAUGUCCUGGUUUUUAACGGUGUGCACGUGGAAGUGGAAGGUCGGAACUUUCUCUGCUUCAUGAGAUUUCUUGGUUUUUUGGGGGGGAUUCAAUAGUUCGUGUCUUAUUUGUUCCAAGAAGGACAUAAGUACGUGUUGGGACUUUUCUGAAUGAGUUACAGACACUGGUUUCUUUAAAAGGAAAGAGGCAUAUUUUGCACAGACAUAGUUACUGAAGUUGUGAUUUGCCACUCUUUAAAGAAUACACUGGACCUGGCCAGAUAUUUGUCUUCUUGAGCAGUUGAACUUACCUGAUAACAGAUCAUGUGGAUCCAUCACCCUUUGGGAGGGAGGAAAACACAGAGAGAGAUGGCACUUCUUAAAAUGUGGAAUAUCUUCAAUGCAGACUCACAGAAUCUUAAGUUAUUGUGAAAGUUUGGCUAUUCAUUGUUCCAAUAUCCCUGCUAGAUUUUGUAUAAUUCUGUAUUAAUAUGCAGGCAGAUUCCACACCACGAGAAACAUCAUCCUGGCUUCCUUUGUAUGUAUUGGUACUGUGGAUUCUCGCCAGUGCUGGCUCUUGUAUUUACUUUUAAGCACUGAUCACUUCGGAUUCAUUUGGUAUGUUUUUUCCUCUUUCUUGUAUAUGUUUUACUAUGAAAUGUAUUAAGAUACUACCAGCUAGGUGAAUGUUUUUGUCUAUGGUACAAACAGUGGCAAAUAUUGAUCAUAAAGGCACAGCAAACCCUGCAUAAAAAGAAGGAAAAAAAACCCUGAAACACCAAACCUUGUAGCAGGAAAAAUACCCCAUCUCCAACGUAAAACAGAGAACCUUGCUCAGAGAGCCGAUUUUCGUUUCAUUUGCACUUCUGAAAGUGGUUUGUUUCGGUUUAAUUUUCCUUGGGCCAAACGUUGCAAAUCAGAAUAUUUAUACCCUGUGGUUUCUGUUCAGCUCAGCACUUGGUUUUGUUUCUUUGUUACACAAAGCGUGUGGAGGGACUGGGCACGGCAAGGAAGUCCGGUGGAAAAAGCCACAUACCGCUGGCCUCGGCAAACAAAGUGUGCUUGUGGAUCCCUGGCCAGAAGGAGCAAGAGGGAUUUGGGGACAGGCAGUAGAGAGAGUCAAGGACAUGCCUGCAUCAUUUUUUUUUUCCGAGAACAAAAGUGUUGCUAUGUGUUGAGCUCUGCAGCCUGUCCGAUGUGCAGCCGUCUCGUCGCUAUGCCCACCCUUGCGUUAGGAAGCCCGCUGUACCUCGCUGUUGUUGGGUUUGUUCUGUUGCUGUUGUUCUGUUGCUGUUGGUGAUGAGAUCAAUAAUAAUAAUAACCACUAAAACGCCUAAAAUACUUCCUUAGAUCGAACAAUGUUGGCAGCAACAUGGCAGGUUUCACCAAAGCCCACCCCCCAAACACACAGCGAUACUCUGGUAGCAAGAUGCAGUUGCUCCUGAGCAGAGAGUUUCCUUGCUGACAGAAGGAACAGAUUUGGGGAGGACGAGAAAAAACCCAACAAAUUUCCCAACAGGGCCUAUUAUUACUUCUAUUUUGAAUAUUUAUACUGCUACUCCAAUGGAGCCAGUUGGAUCUAUUUCUACGAAAUAGCCAUUACCUAUCCCGUGGCACAAAACCCGCAUGAGUACUUUUUAGGAACUUUUCCUAUUGGUGUGCAUUAAAUACUGUAGUAUGUUGUAGCUUUGCAUUGUGUGUGCAACCUGAAAUACCUUGUUUUGACACUUGUGUGUUGUGCAAGAACAUUCUGCAAGUGGUUUGUUCUAAGCAGAAGCAAGAGGUGUGUUAACUGCCAUCAUCUGUGCCAUACAUGGAUUGAGAUGUGCUUACGGUUCGCAGCCAAAUGAAUCAGUGCAGACCUGGUUGGGAACAGGAUAGACUAACUGAAUGUGUGCAUUCUUGGUUUUGUCUCCAAAACACAGAGCCUCUGAACUUUGUUAGCAUAAUCAAAACCUGUGGAAAAAUUCUCCAAAGCAAAAAACUUGAGCAGUUCUUCAGCAUCCUUCCCAUACAGUGCCUCCAGAACUCCCGUAGGCAUCUCUGGUCAAUUGCAGUGCGUGUUCACAGCUCUAAUGCACCAAGCCAAGCAGAAGCCUGAGUCUGAGGGCGCUGCUCCUUGUGACGUUAGAUCCUGGCUGUGCAUGGCAGGACAGCCAGCACCUGCGUGCAGUCUCCCACAGAGCAGCUCUGCAGUGCCUGUUGCUGCCCAGGCCGUGUGUGAGCCCAUCACGGGGCUGUGGGGCCGUGAGGGCCCGUGGAGGGCAGCCACCCCCCACCCUGCACCACGGCUGGGCUGGCAGAGACCCCCAGACCUGCCGUGGGAUGGGACUGGGAUGGACUCAGGGCAGCUGGGGGGUGGGUGGCUGGGUGCAAGAAGGGUGGUGAGGCAGCAAGGGGCCAUGUGGAACUGGGGGAAGCGGGGUACAGCCAGGCUGG
Molecule: messenger RNA, 5165 nt
Organism: Colius striatus (speckled mousebird)
Lineage: Eukaryota; Metazoa; Chordata; Aves; Coliiformes; Coliidae
Gene: SLC24A3
Product: solute carrier family 24 member 3
Exons: 17
Coding region: 284-1888 (534 amino acids)
Biological process (GO): intracellular calcium ion homeostasis; calcium ion transmembrane transport
Cellular component (GO): membrane
Molecular function (GO): calcium, potassium:sodium antiporter activity; calcium channel activity
Source: RefSeq, a predicted model, not a curated record